Messenger RNA from Nothoprocta perdicaria, 2593 nucleotides. It is a transcript of the gene ABHD6, whose product is annotated as abhydrolase domain containing 6. The transcript is spliced from 10 exons. The coding region runs from base 109 to 1113 and encodes 334 amino acids. NCBI's taxonomy places the organism in Eukaryota, Metazoa, Chordata, Aves, Tinamiformes, Tinamidae. The record is from RefSeq and is a predicted model, not a curated record.
AACGUGUCUUACUUAAAGUGCUCUUGGGAGCGCCGUUGCGGUCGGCAGCGAGCAGGACCUGCCGCGCGAGGAAGAGGAGGCAUCUCGGCCAGGUGGGGCCACGCCACCAUGGACCCCGACGUGCUCAACAUGUUCGUCAUCGCCGGAGGCACCCUGGCCAUCCCCAUCCUGGCCUUCGUGGCCUCCUUUCUGCUGUGGCCCUCGGCGCUGAUCCGAAUCUACUACUGGUACUGGCGCCGAGCCUUGGGCAUGCAGGUUAGAUACGCGUACUACGAUGACUAUCAGUUUUGUUAUUCCUAUAGAGGAAGACCUGGCUACCGACCGUCCGUGCUGAUGUUGCAUGGGUUCUCAGCACACAAAGACAUGUGGCUGUCCAUAGUGAAGUUCCUCCCGAAGAAUCUGCACUUGGUGUGUGUUGACAUGCCUGGUCACGAAGGGACAACCAGGUCCUCGUUAGACGAUUUGUCCAUCAGUGGGCAAACGAAAAGAAUACACCAGUUUGUGGAGUGCAUCAAGCUGAACAGGAGGCCCUUUCAUCUGGUUGGCACUUCCAUGGGAGGGAACGUCGCUGGAGUUUAUGCCGCUCAGUACCCGGAGGAGAUCAGCAGCCUGACCCUUAUAUGUCCUGCAGGCCUGCAGACUUCGACGGAAACCAACUUCAUUAAGCAGCUCAAGGAGUCGGAGCACAUCGACAGGAUCCCGUUAAUUCCCUCGACGCCCGAAGAGAUGGCCGACAUGCUCAAACUGUGCUCCUACGUCCGCUUCAAAGUGCCCCAGCAGAUCCUGCAGGGCCUCGUCGACGUUCGCAUCCCUCACAACGACUUCUACCGCAAACUAUUUCUAGAAAUUGUGGAUGAGAAGUCCAGGCACUCGCUGCAUGAGAACUUGAGCAAGAUCAAAGCGCCGUUGCAGGUCAUCUGGGGCAAGCAGGACCAGGUCCUGGAUGUUUCCGGAGCCGACGUCUUGGCAAAAGCCAUUCCCGACUGCCACGUGUACAUCCUGGAGAACUGCGGGCACACAGUGGUGGUGGAGCGGCCCCGCAAGACGGCCAAGCUCAUUCUCGAGUUCCUGGCGCUGCUGCACAGCACAGAGAACAACAAGAAACAAGCGUGAGCCCGCGGGGAGCCGGCGCCACGUGGUCUCGCUUGUGAAGUACUGAUGCUUUGAUAAGUUCUCAGGGAUCUCGUUCCAAUCACGGUGGAUGUGCCGGAGUCCCUGAGGAAGGCAAAAAUCACAUCAAUCAAUAGCCCUACCGCCACAUGGGGACCUAGGGGUCAUUGAACAACCUACAGUUCAGUAAAAAUGGGAACAGAAUCUCUCGAUUUUCUACCUUUGCAUAAAGUAGAAGUGACCUGGAAUCACCAAACUCCAGCAAUGGAACAUGCUGAAACUCCUUACGCGGCCCAUGCUAUGUAAGCUACUGGCACACAGUCGUCAAUGACAUUUAUUGAAAAUACUUAUGAAGUUUAGGAAGGAAGAAACAUCUUGGACUGAGACUUCAGUAUUUCUCCUCCUUAGACUCUGCUGCGUUGCAUGCAAUGUUGUUAUAAGAGAAUCCUAAUGUCCCAGCCAUUUACUGACGUGCUGUUUAUGUAGCUCAUUAAUUAUGAUUUAUGCAGAAAAAAAAAGGCAGAAAACUUCGUGUGUGAGAGUAAAAUGACUGUAUGUGCAAAAUGUUUACACUUGUGGUGAGUGGAUUUUUUAAAUCCCUGAGCAGCUCCUGUGUAUAUGUGAUGCCUUAACAGCCCGGAGUAGCGAUGUCCGCCUGCACCCCGGCCUCCUCGGGGGUGGUUUCCUCUGAUGUGAAACCUGUGUCCUGUGGAAACUCAGCGUGGAGACAGCCGGUGUGGAGCAGUUGUGCAAACAAGCGGAGCGAAACCUCCCGGAACUACUCGGCGUGUUGCAGACGUGGGGCCCGAGCCAGCAGCAGCCCUGGGGAGAUGGGGUCCGCGCCGAGGGCAGGGCCGGCCCACGUCGGCUCUGCUGCGCCCGCAGGUAAAUCCUGAACUUCCUGAAUUCCGUGAAUUCUGCCAGUGCUGGCGUCAUUGAAAACACAUGUAACGGAGCCACGUGAAAUGGGAGAAGUGCAGGAGCAGCCGAGUGCAGGAGGGGCUCGCGUGCUCCCUGGCCGGUGCGAACUGCUAGCAGAUGUCUCGGGCUCCCGUGGGACGCAAUUUAAACUGUAGUGGUGUGGAAAAGCAAGACUUGGUAGUGUUUCCUUUUGAUAAUUUAUAGCGCCUAACUGAGCAAAACUACAUACAAAAAAGGAGAAAUCCAGGCAAGUUACACUUUGCAGCCCGCGAGGCACCUUUAGAGACGGAUUCUGCUGCGUUAAUCCUCCCAGAGGCAGCUCCUCGCUGCUGUCUCCAGCUGGGCCGCUGGACACUUGUAGCUGACGCGGCUGCAGGAGCCGCGCGGCGCCCGCUCGCAGCGUGAAGCUCUGAUGCUCCUCGCGGAGACCAGCGGCCCUUGGACGUCUGAGACCGCACGGUCCCUUGGAGCUCCUGGAGCGCCAGGACUAGCGACUCCCGAUGCUGUGUGUGAGCUUGUAUCCCCGAGGGCCGUCCCCGAGGGCCGCCCGCUCCCGACCUCC